Molecule: messenger RNA, 933 nt
Organism: Linum tenue
Lineage: Eukaryota; Viridiplantae; Streptophyta; Magnoliopsida; Malpighiales; Linaceae
Source: the annotation of a GenBank genome assembly
AUGGCGUUCCGACGGCGGCAUCACCCUCCUUGGCUCCUGCCACGGGCUGGUCUGCCUCGGCUACACGGGCACCAACCGGGUCUACCUGCUCAACCCGGCGACCCGAAAGCACCACUCCACCCUGCAGGCUCCCCUGCCCCAAGGGUUCAUGGCCCGAUUCCACGAACCCGGCGGCCAGGCGACGGCGUGGUGCAGCCAUUCGCGUACGGAUUCGGGUACGAUCCGGGGAUUAAGGAUUACAAGCUCGCCAGGGUGUACAUCACGGGGGACGAGUCCCACGCGAGGUGUAAAUCGGUGGUGUUCUGCUUCGGCAUUUCGUCGAACACCUUGCGGGCAGAAGAGAUACCCUUUUGCGGGAUGAUUGAGCAGAGGUCAGGGGUUUCGGUAGGCGAUUCCUUACAUUGGCCGUUCCGCAGGUACGGUGAGAAUUCGAUCAUUGUCGCGUACCAUCUCGGGGCGAAUCAGUGGCGGGGAAUUCCCCUGCCUCGCUCGGGUUUUGGUCACGAGGUCGCCUUGAACUUCGUGGGAUUGAGGAAUCGCUUGUGCGUGUGCAAUCGCGCAGCGGAUCGUGAUGAUGAGCUGGGGAAGAAGGUUGUUCAUGUCUGGAUGAUGAGGAGAGAUCAGUACGGUGUGGAGGCGGCGUGGAGCAAGCUGUUCUCGAUUCGGGAAUUGGGGUAUCUGGAUUUGUCGUCGUUGCCGGUGGCUCUGGAUCUGUCCGUCAAUGGCGAUGAAGUUCUGCUGUAUUUGGAUGGGGGAAUGCUCGUUUGGUAUGAUACAAAGAAGGAUAGGCCUGGUCAGGUGGUGUAUUUGGAUGGCGGAAUCAGCGACGGCGGCGUCUUUCACCGACCGGCCGCCGCUGCAUUUGCCGGAGAAUCUUCGAGAAUCGCCGAGAAUUCGUCGGGGAAGGGAGUUGGGGAUAGACGAUGGGUCUGA